AGAUUUUAGAUAAAGUCAGGGAAUCAAUGAGUGGUACUUUGAAGAGGUGUCACCUUCUAACAAAUAAGGAUUUAUAUAAUAUAGAAAGAAGUUUUAACCUGAAUAAUGAAACCUGUAGACACAGUAAUGAUGCGAUAAGUCUAGAUCCCUGGAUGAAAGAAAUUGACAACACAGGAUGUGUUUUAUUCUACAAAGCUCAAGAAGAAUGUUGCAAUAAAUACCCUUUAUUAAAAAAAGAUGAUUUUGCAUUGAUAAUUAUGAAUCAAGGUCAGCUUGAAAUGUUAGAUAGAUAUGGUGAUGACUGUAUUUGUAUUGACGAAACUUUUGGCUUAAAUAUGUAUGGAUUUAACCUCACUACCAUAUUAAUAUUGGAUGAUAUGCGUGAAGGUUUUCCAUGUGCUUUUCUGAUUUCAAACCGAUCUGAUGAACACAUGAUGCAAAUAUUUUUUAAGUCUGUAAAAGAUCGUUUGGAAAGAUCUUUGAAACCAAAGGUCUUUAUGGCUCCAGUUUUCUAUAAUGCUUGGAUUAUGGUAAUGGAAAUGCCUCUCCACAGACUUUAUUGCGCUUGGCAUUUGGAUCGAGCUUGGCGUACCAACUUGAUAACAAUAAUUUCAAGAGAAAAGCAGGUGGCAGUAUAUAAAAAACUUCGGACAUUACUCCAGGAAACAGACAAGAAUGCAUUUUCCACAAUGAUUAGUGCCUUUCUAACGAAUUUGUCAGAAGAUCAAGAUACUACAGAUUUUGCUAAUUAUUUUGAAAAAUACUACACCCAAAAUAUUGCUUCAUGGGCCUACUGCUACCGAAUGGAUACUGGCAUUAACACAAAUAUGCAUAUAGAGAAUAUGCAUCGUAGUAUAAAGUAUAUUUACUUAAACGGAAAAAUAAAUAAGCGCCUUGACUAUGCUAUUUAUAUUUUAAUGAAGUUUGUCAGGGACAAGCUAUUUAAUCGUUUAAUUGUCUUAAAUAAGGGAAAAGUUUCCAGCAAAUUAAAAGAAUUAAGAAUUAGACAUAAAACCAGUGAAACCUUAAAUGUGUCUUCAGUAAUAGUAAAUAAAAAUGGCUGGGUUAUACCAUCAUCGUCCACAAAUGAUCUAUAUCAAAUUGAAGAACGGCAGAUAGAUUGUAACUGCAAAUUGGUGUGUAGUCAGUGUCAAAAUAAAUAUAUUCAUAGGUAUACCUGUUCUUGCUUGGAUUCUUCAAUCAAAUGGAACAUGUGCAAACACAUUUACACCUUCUAUGCAGGUUUUUAAAAUCUGUUAUCAGAAAAUGGGGCAGUAUUAUGGUAGGUAACUAUAUGUAUUAUCUGAAAAAUAAAACCUGAAAUUGAAAAUUUUAAAAGGCAAACCAAAUUGAAAAUUUUAAAAAUGACAAAGAGAAAUUAAAACUGGAAAUAUCAGAAACUAUUAACAGUCUUGAAAGUUAUGAAGAAUUGGAUAUAGCAAAACAAACAUUAGUUUCCCUUGUCAAAAUAAGAGCAUUCAGAGAUUUAAGGAAUAAACAAAAUAGCAAAAUAAAUAAAAAUGUCAUACCUUAUAAUAAGAAGAUUGCUCAACAACGACGAAUGUUUAAGAAGAAAAAGAAACAUGUAGGAGGCUCAAAAAAAUAUGGGAUAACGAAACCGGAUAGCGAAGAAGUCAAUAAAAUUUCACUAAAUAUGCUACUUGGAGAAUAAUUUAGCUGUUUAUUUUAAUAUGUUAUUAAAUCUAUAUAACAUAAAAUUUGAUUUUAUGUUAGAUAAAAGUAGUUUUAUUUUUAAUUUUUCUUUAAAAA
This is a messenger RNA of Anthonomus grandis grandis, 1770 nucleotides long. RefSeq lists its product as uncharacterized. The record is from RefSeq and is a predicted model, not a curated record. The transcript has 2 exons. Bases 27 to 1250 code for a protein of 407 amino acids. NCBI's taxonomy places the organism in Eukaryota, Metazoa, Arthropoda, Insecta, Coleoptera, Curculionidae.